Messenger RNA from Lycium ferocissimum, 2006 nucleotides. RefSeq lists its product as uncharacterized. Gene Ontology annotation, biological process: amino acid transmembrane transport. The record is from RefSeq and is a predicted model, not a curated record. The transcript has 15 exons. Lineage: Eukaryota; Viridiplantae; Streptophyta; Magnoliopsida; Solanales; Solanaceae. Bases 166 to 1719 code for a protein of 517 amino acids.
AAGUUUUCUAAAAUUCCAUAUCAACUUCCUUUCCUUUUCUGUUUUGGUGGUUUGUUUUCACCCAACCAACCCAAAGCCAGAACGAACUGGCUGAGAAUAACAGAAACAAAGAAAACAAGAAGAAGAAGAACAAAGAUCAAGAAAAGGCAAAAUACACCUAAAAAUAUGGCCUUUUCUUCUUCUUCUAUAUUACUUCAUUUCAAGCUUCCCCUUUUAACUCAUACUGAAAAACCAUUUCAUAAAUUCUCUUCAAAUUCUUGUUUAUUACUCACAAAGAUUUCCCACAAAUGCUGUUCUCAAAGCUCCAAGUCACCAACUUUUUUCAAAUGUUACUCCCAAAAACAAGAAACUGAAGAAAUUGAAAGAGAAGUGGCUAUUAAAGAAAAAGUAUAUGACUUUGAAAGACUGUUUUCUAACCUCAAUCAAGCCACUUUCCAGAGAGAACCAGAAAUUGAAGGAGAAGUGGCUAUUAAGGAACAAGUGUAUGACUUUGAAAGACUGUUUUCUAACCUCAAUCAAGCCACUUUGAAAAGAGAACCAGGAAGCCUCAGCAGUGCCAUUUUUCUCGUUGCUGGCACAACUGUAGGUGCAGGUAUUCUUGCUGUUCCUGCAGUCACACAAGAAUCUGGAUUUCUAGCUUCUUCAGUAGUUUGCAUUGUAUGCUGGAUUUAUAUGGUAGUGACUGGACUACUUAUUGCGGAAGUAAAUGUGAAGACCAUGUGCGAGCUUGGUUCAGGCGGUGUGUCAUUGGUGUCAAUGGUCAGGAGAACCCUAGGAAAUACAGGAGUGCAAGUAGCUUGCUGGUCCUACAUUUUCAUCCAUUACGCCCUUCUUGUUGCUUAUCUGGCUCGUUCUUCAGAUAUAUUGACAAACUUCAGCGGGAUUCCAUUAUGGGAAACUGCGACCUUGUUUUCACUGCUUCUUGGAGGGAUUUGCUUCUCUGGAAGCCAGCGAACUAUUGGGGCGGUUAAUGGUGUCCUUGUCUCUGGUAUCAUCGCCUCUUUCACAGCUCUUGUGGUUGUCGCCAGUGGAGACUUGCACUGGGAGGCUCUUCUGAAAGCUAAUUUUGAAGCUGCUCCUCAAAGUAUACCCAUAAUUGCACUUUCUUUUGUUUAUCAGAAUGUUGUACCUGUUCUCUGUACAAAUCUUGAAGGGGACCUGUCAAAAGUAAGGAGCGCUAUAGUUUUUGGGACAGCAAUUCCUCUUGCUCUGUUCCUUGUUUGGGAUGGUGUCAUUUUGGGAACAAUCACAACUCUUGGGACUGAAGCAGAAAAGAUUGCAGAUCCACUACAACUAUUGCGGUCUUCUAAUGGGAUCGUCGGGCCAAUAGUUGAUAUCUUUUCGCUUCUGGCAAUUGCUACUUCUUAUAUCGGAUUUGUAUUGGGCCUUGCGGACUUUCUUGCUGACUUGCUGAAACUCCCGUCAGGUCCUAACAGGCCUCUGCCGUACCUACUUACUUCGGUUCCUCCGCUGAUACUUUCACAACUAGAUCCAGAGAUAUUCUUCAAAGCGUUGGAUUUUGCUGGAACCUAUGGAGUUUUGGUGCUUUUUGGACUUCUUCCAGCUGCAAUGUCCUGGUCAGACAGAUAUUUGGAAUCUACUCAAACUCCAAACUUACCUCCACUGGUUUCUGGAGGAAAGAUUACUCUUUCACUUGUUUUUGGAGGUGCAGCAUUUGUCAUUCUUUCAGAAAUAGUAGAGAACUUUGCACAUCCAUAGUUAGUUCACAAUGGAGGUUGAUUAUUUAUGUUGUAUCCGCUCGUCUCCGUCUCGUGUUACCAGCAUCCCAUCAUGUUUCUACAAGUGCUAAGCUAAUUUGCAACAUAUUACUACUACGUUUUGUAGAUGCGAGUGAAAUUGUUGUAUAUAUGAUCAUGUAGAUAGAAACAACAUUGCAAUAACAUUCUCUCAUAGUUUUGUAUUUGGAGUUAUUAUGGUGAAAUUCUGAAAGAAAGUACCAGUUGUUACCAAUUGUCAAUUUAUGUAUCAAAUUCUCAUUUGAGUGA